Messenger RNA from Melospiza georgiana, 2260 nucleotides. RefSeq names its product ATP synthase c subunit lysine N-methyltransferase (gene ATPSCKMT). Lineage: Eukaryota; Metazoa; Chordata; Aves; Passeriformes; Passerellidae. Gene Ontology annotation, molecular function: protein-lysine N-methyltransferase activity. The record is from RefSeq and is a predicted model, not a curated record. Gene Ontology annotation, biological process: peptidyl-lysine trimethylation; regulation of mitochondrial ATP synthesis coupled proton transport; positive regulation of proton-transporting ATP synthase activity, rotational mechanism. The transcript has 5 exons. Bases 451 to 1104 code for a protein of 217 amino acids. Gene Ontology annotation, cellular component: mitochondrion.
AGCAGCGGGCUGCGCUGGAUGACGUGAGGGCGGAGGAGGGAACAGACACGCACGCGGUGGAAAAGUGUGCGCGGCGCUUCUCUCCGGAGCGCCUUCGGAAAGGUUUCGGUCCUCCACCCCGUCUUAGUGAAGUGGUACUGCCCUUCCCAAUAAGUGUUGCAGGCCGAGCAUAAGGCGGGGUUGGUCACUGGCGAUUUGGAGUGUGUGUGUGGCGGGUGUCGCUGUGUCCCAGGGAAAAGUUCCUCCGCCAAGGAGGAGCAGUAACUCCGGGACGUGUUCCCAUGGCGGGCAGGUCCCUACCUGCGCUGCCCUUGAGCUGCUCGGGGCGCGCUGCUGCCCGCCUGUGUGGAGGGCCAGGAGUUUAAAUGGGAACCGCAUUCCUGCCCCCUCGUGCCGCUGCUUUCCGGCAGCUGUAGCGUUUCCUUGGGAUCGGCUGAAGUGUAGGGCGCGAUGUGCCCGGCGCUGGCGAAGGCGGCCCCGCAGGAGGAGGGCGAGCGCGGCUCCCGCAGGAGCGGCUGGGGCCUGCUGGUCACGGCCGGCCUGGGGGGCGCCCUGGUGGCCCUCUAUGCUGUGGCCGCCCCCUUCGUGAGCCCGGCCCUGAGGAAGGUGUGCCUGCCCUUCGUGCCUGCCACCGCCGAGCAGAUCCAGAAUGUGCUGAAAAUGUUGGAAAACAGAAGCGGCUCCCUAGUUGACAUUGGCAGCGGGGAUGGCCGCAUUGUGAUAGCAGCUGCAAAAAAGGGAUUCCAGGCUGUUGGAUAUGAAUUGAAUCCCUGGCUAGUCUGGUACUCCAGAUAUCGUGCCUGGAGAGAUGGAGUACAUCAGAACACCAAAUUUUAUAUUUCAGACUUAUGGAAGGUUUCUUUUUCCCAUUAUAGAAAUGUUGUUGUUUUUGGAGUACCUCAAAUGAUGCCACAGCUGGAGAAGAAGCUAGAGGAAGAACUUGAAUGUAAUGCCAGGAUCAUUGCGUGUCGCUUUCCUUUCCCUUGCUGGAUUCCAGAUCAUACUACUGGAGAGGGAAUAGACACUGUGUGGGCCUACGAUUUGAAACAUUCUAGAGCAUGUGAAACAAAAAGCUUGGAAAUUACACCAAAGACAGAAUCUUAAACAUUGAAUUUGGUUUCUUACAGAAAUUUUUAGCUUUGACUGGACCUGUUGAAGAUAAGAUUAACAUGGAGAGGGCCCUGGCAUAUGAAGAUGUGAAUUCACUGUAAGAACUGAAGUACAGUGGCUGUCUGAAAGCACACAAAGGUUACUGAAAGGUGUAGUUAAAUGGCUUAAUAUGGUGUUCUGGUUUAACUCCGUCUGGCAGUGGAGUACCACACAGAUGUUCACUCACCCCAGUCCACAGACUCCCACAGAGGGAUGGGAAAAAAAACUGAAAAAAAGGUCAUACCCAUGACCAUGGACUGAGAUAGGAAUAGUUUAAUAAUUUUUAAUAAUAAUAAUAACAAGAACAAGAGACAAGUAAAACCCAAGAAAGAUGAGUGAUGUACAGUACCCUUGCUUAGCACCCACUGAUGGAUGCCCACCCCAUCCCAGAGCAGCGACUGCCAGCUCUCCCCAGUUUAUAUACCGGGCAUGAUGUUCUGUGGUGUGGAAUAUCCCUUUGGCCAGUUCAGCUCAGCUGUCCUGGCCAUGCUUCCUCCUGGCUUCUUGUGCACCUCCUUGUUCGCAGAACAUGAGAAACUAAAAAGUCCUUGGCUUGGAGUAAGUGCUGCUCAGUAUCAACUAAAACCAUUAGUGUAUUAUCAACAUUAGUCUUUUCUACCACAGUGCUGUACCAGCUAAUAGGAAGAAAAUCAACUCCCAGCUGAAAGCAGAACAUGUAGUUAGUCAAAAUUAUGAAAAAGUUUUUUAGAAGAGGAAAACUUCAAUAUGGAAAAGGGUUUAGAAUAUAAGUUCAAAUGUUCAAAUUUGUGAACUUUAUAUAUACAUUCUUUUUGACCCUACAGAGCAUUUGGUAUUGGUGUUGGAAUGAUGUGCAAGUGUCUUCUAAAAUGUAUUUCCAAAAUGUCUGAAUUUUGUAUGCCAAGUACAUAGUGCUGCAUACACAAAACUGGUCCAGAUGGAGUAUGAUGAUGACACCAAUGUUUCACACCACAGCCUUGAAUGUGUACUUUUGAAAGUUGAGUAUGACAAAAUGGGCAAAUAUCAUAAGUUGUUCAUUAACACAAGUGCUGCCUCUGAUUAUAUUAAUGUUUUUUUAUUUAACUUGUAUUCUCUUUUAGCAUUUGCUGGAAAAUAAACUCCAAGUAAGCCA